AUGCUAAACGAGCCUACCGUUACGAUCCUGGGCCCAGAUCCAGCACAUCGGACACAUGCCAUAAAUGGUUAUGCAUUUCAGCAGGAUGCCCUUACUUCCUUCAAUGGCUGGCAGUAUGCUGUGUUCUACAGCAGUACAGGACCAGAGACGCCUGAGCCACUCUUUAUUCAUCUUUCUAGAAGAUGUCUACCCGAUGGGCCGUGGGAAUCCAUUGUGUUUGAGGAUUACCCGCAAAAGACGGACGACGGCCACAACACAGUACAGAUAGGCAUAUGUCAUGAGGAUGGGACUAUUCAUCUCUCAUAUGACCAUCAUUGUGAUGUUCUCCGAUAUCGACACUCAGUCCGAGGACUGGCCCAAAACCCUACAGCUUACGAAUGGAAUGCCUCUCUCUUCAUGCCGACGUUGGACUACCUUCCAGGCCUCCCCAGCAGCCACAAACACUUCAGCUAUGUGACAUACCCACGCCUCGGCAACCUAGGUCCAGGCGUACUGUUCAUGUCCCUCCGCGACGGCAAAGCCGGACUCGGCUCCGACCACCUCUACCUGUACCGCUCGGACAAGGGAUUCUGGGAAUUUGUCGGCACACCGCUGACGGGUGUCGACAGUAACCCGUACGUGCACGGCUGGGACUUUCGAGACGGCAAGCUGCACGUCACAUGGGUGUACCGCGGUUUCGUCUGGUACGAAGGAUGGGAUGACCUGGCCGACACGAAGCACAAGCAGCAGGCCGGGCCAAACGGGGCCGAGAAUAAUCACAACAUCUGCUAUGCCUACUCUGAGGACUUGGGUUACACCUGGCGAAAUGGGAAGGGGGAUGUUAUUGCAGACCUGAAGCAAGGCCAGACUAUCAAGAACGACGCGGAGGGUAUCGUGGCCUUUGAGAUCCCCAAGGGGAGCGGGCUGAUGAACCAAGAGUCGCAGGUGGUUGAUUACGACGGGGGCGUGCAUGUCUUGAACAGGGAGAUAUUGGAGGGGACUCAUAUUUGGAAACAUUACUACCGUUCUCCGACAGGGCAAUGGACCUCGAGAGCUAUCCGACCCAUUGAUGGACCACGACGAGGCAGGCUAGGCAUCACCAGAGACAAUGACCUGCUUCUCAUUCUGCCAGAGACGACAAUCCCCACCGUGACGAUCCUCCGAGCGCUGAAAAGCGACUCUUAUGGAAGCUACCAAAAAGUCUGGGUCGGGAAAGGACUCACAGGCGAGCCGCUUAUCGACAAUCCUAGGCUAGCCACGGAUAAAGUUCUGUCGCUGUUCAUCAGGAAAGAUGCUGGCGGACCCGACGGCAAGCGGGACGUUGUUGUACUGGAUUUUGAAGUUUGA
Molecule: messenger RNA, 1326 nt
Organism: Cryphonectria parasitica EP155
Lineage: Eukaryota; Fungi; Ascomycota; Sordariomycetes; Diaporthales; Cryphonectriaceae
Exons: 3
Coding region: 1-1326 (441 amino acids)
Source: RefSeq, a predicted model, not a curated record